AUGCGGCGGGCGUUUCACGAGAGACUCCGUCGCUCCAGGGUUCUCUCUCUGGUGGUGCUCGUUUUGUUUGCAGCAUCAGCUCUGAGCCUUCGCCUUCGGUUCAAGAGGCUAUCGCCAGCAGGUUGGAAGGCCGAAAUCCAUGAUCUGCAAAAAUGUCCAGAAGGCGGACUAUGUCGGCUUCGUAUCUAUGCGAUAGCAGUGAAGAACCGGCGAAAAACUAUUGAGCGAGCGUUACAGCGAAUUCGUGCGAACUACACCAUCAUUGACGCGGUCUUGACGGACUCUGAGUUGGUAUCAUGGUACCACUGGCAUAUCGUGCCGAGUGAACAGGUACACCUCCACGAGCAAGGUGCUGGCGGAUACGUUGCUGGUCCGUGGCAAACUGUGGUGGCAUGUUUUUUGUCGCACCUCAAAGCGUUGAAAACGCUCAUAGAUGACCCCGAUGCAGAGGCAGCUAUGAUUCUCGAGGACGAUGUCGUAUUCUUGCGCGACGUCGAAUUGCUUUGGCAGCGAAUCAGCGACGCAUUCAAACUGCUCAACGACGCUGAUGUGGUUCGGCUCUCGUAUCUCGAUCACGCCAAGCAUAUCAGCCCGCGAACCCAGGCCGAGUUCCAGCUUAAUGGCACUUGGUCGGGUGCCCAAGCGUACAUGAUAUCGAAACAAUUCGCGAAAUUAGCCGUAGAUACCGUCGACCAUCCCGUGCGUUUUCUUCGAAAUCGUUUUCUAAGCAUCACGAGCGAACUUGUCUUGAACGCUGAUUUUGCGGACACCAAGGUCACCGUCCCAGUGCAUCCGCGCUGCAGGGUAUUCGUUUUGCAACCACCAAUCGCGAUAGAGCGUGUCGAUGUGAAAAGCACCAUUGGGAAUUCUCCGCAUUGGCAGGAGUUUGCUAUGUAUGGAUUCGAGAAUUACGCAUUGGACAUCUGA
This is a messenger RNA of Cyanidioschyzon merolae strain 10D, 927 nucleotides long. RefSeq lists its product as hypothetical. The record is from RefSeq and is a predicted model, not a curated record. Bases 1 to 927 code for a protein of 308 amino acids. Lineage: Eukaryota; Rhodophyta; Bangiophyceae; Cyanidiales; Cyanidiaceae. The transcript has a single exon.